AAAAAAACAGAGGAGGAGCUAUGUCGUCGUCGUCGAUGAUGUACAGAGGAGUUGAUAUGUUUUCACCGGAGAACACAAACUGGAUUUUUCAAGAAGUCAGAGAAGCCACGUGGACGACGGAGGAGAACAAACGGUUCGAGAAAGCUCUCGCUUAUCUCGACGACAAAGACAAUCUUGAGAGCUGGCGCAAGAUCGCCGCUUUGAUUCCCGGAAAAACAGUAGCUGACGUCAUUAAACGAUACAAGGAGCUAGAGGAUGAUGUCAGCGACAUCGAAGCCGGACUUAUCCCCAUUCCUGGCUACGGCGGCCACGCCUCCUCCGCCGCAAACAGUGACUAUUUCUUUGGUCUAGAAAACUCCAGCUACGUUUAUGAUUACGUCGUAGGAGGAAAGAGGAGUUCGCCGGCGAUGAGUGAUUGUUUUAGGCCUCCGAUGCCGGAAAAGGAGAGGAAGAAAGGAGUUCCGUGGACUGAGGACGAACACCUGUAACAACCAAUUUUUUUCACUACUUCAAAUUAAUGUUACAAAAAAUC
Molecule: messenger RNA, 532 nt
Organism: Arabidopsis arenosa
Lineage: Eukaryota; Viridiplantae; Streptophyta; Magnoliopsida; Brassicales; Brassicaceae
Source: the annotation of a GenBank genome assembly